This is a messenger RNA of Camellia sinensis, 534 nucleotides long. Lineage: Eukaryota; Viridiplantae; Streptophyta; Magnoliopsida; Ericales; Theaceae. The record is from RefSeq and is a predicted model, not a curated record.
AUGGUGAAUCGAUUUAUCUACGGUUUCGAGUGCAGUGUUAGCCUCUCGGGUCAUGUACAGGACAAGCAGGUGGCGUUGGAUGUGGAUCGUUGGAAAUACUGCUACACAUGGGUGGUCCUGUUAUUUACUACUUGUGCAGAGAGCCAAGAAAAGAAAGACAUUGUGAGUGAAAACAUAUCAAGGGAUCGUGGAUUUAGGGCACUUUCUGAGGUGGUUGGAACAAUAUGCAUCCUCUUCACUCUAUCCCCCGAACUUGCACCACUUCUGGGGUUACUUAUGCUUAUGGUGUCUGUUUUAGUUGAGAACAUUUUGCUUUCAAGCCCUCAUAGUGAUGCAGUGCUAAAGAUUGCUGAUUUUGGUCUCUCAAGAAUUUUACAUCCUAAUGAUCACGCAGAGACAGUUUGCGGGUCUCCACUGUAUAUGGCCCCAGAAAUUCUGCAAUUUCAGCAAUAUGAUGCCAAGGUUGACAUGUGGAGUGCUGAAUGUCCAGUCGUGUUCAUGUCUUCCAUUUUCCGAGCUCAUCCCUUACGGUAA